Solanum stenotomum is the source of this 573-nucleotide messenger RNA. RefSeq lists its product as uncharacterized. Bases 138 to 560 code for a protein of 140 amino acids. The record is from RefSeq and is a predicted model, not a curated record. The transcript is spliced from 4 exons. NCBI's taxonomy places the organism in Eukaryota, Viridiplantae, Streptophyta, Magnoliopsida, Solanales, Solanaceae.
AACAAACCAAACUUCAUCUGAGAGUACUUGUAGCUGACAAGAGUUGAAGAAGAAGAAAUUACUACUUGUUCACUAUAUAUUAAUUAUUCAACAACUCCUUUUUUUGUCUACUAAUUGAUUUCCCCAUAUUUCAUUGUAUGGUCAUGAUGGAAUUAAUGGAUUCAUGUAAAAGAUCAAGUGGAGUUCAAAUUCCAGUAUUUGGAGAUUGGGAUAAAGCAAAUGAGCUGCCAAUUACCCAGUAUUUUGAGUCUGCUAGACAAGCUGGCUUGAUUCCUCAUUCUUCUUCACAACAACUCUAUUUCCACAAAACUCAAUUUUAUGCUAUCCCUAAUAAUGUUCCUCACACAAAGACAAAGGGAGCAGCAAUAAAUAAGAAGAGGUGUGGUGGAAAAGUAGAGAAAACAGGUGGGCCUCAAAGACAGACAGCCCAGCGGCCCACUAAGCCUAAACCUGUGGAUGAAGAUCUCUACAAAAUUCCUCCUCAUCUACUUCCUGGAUAUAAAAGAAAGAGAAUGUUUGGAUUCUUCUCAAGAUGCCUUGCUCCCCCUUGCAAGGCAUAGAUAGGUACACAAU